Penicillium roqueforti is the source of this 468-nucleotide messenger RNA. RefSeq lists its product as uncharacterized. Lineage: Eukaryota; Fungi; Ascomycota; Eurotiomycetes; Eurotiales; Aspergillaceae. Bases 1 to 468 code for a protein of 155 amino acids. The transcript has a single exon. The record is from RefSeq and is a predicted model, not a curated record.
AUGUCUACGACUUCCUCCACUACCUCGUCCGUGAGCACAACCAGUACUGCCUGCGGUGGCAGCGUCUGGCAAAUCCCAACGACAGACUCAGCUUGUGCGGCCGUCAUCAGCGGAAAUAUGACCGAUGUGAUGGAUGAAUGCUGCAAGGACGCGAAGGUCUCCAAGUACGACAACGACUGCGGCAUCUACUGCCUCGCGCAAGGCCAAAAUGUCGACAAGCUUCAGUCUUGCCUCACUAGCAAGAGUGGCAACUAUCACGAUGUCUUUUGCAACGCCGCUCUCAAUGCGACCGCUACAGCCACAGCGACGGGCUCAAAGUCCACUUCCUCAGGCACCGGUAGUAGCACGCACUCGUCUGCUGCCUCGACUUCCACAAAUGCCGCUAUUUCCAACCAGCCUAUCUCCAAGUCCGGUGUUGGAAUGAUUGCGCUCCUUUUCGGCUCUGCUUUGAUGGCUGUUAUCUCUUAA